AUGACGCGCAUAGACGUGGAAAAGGUCCUGGAGGAGCUCACGCUCGGCGAGAAGGUGGCUCUCACAGCGGGCAUUGACUUCUGGCAUACUGCCUCUGUGCCCCGAUUGAACAUCCCCUCCCUCCGCAUGUCCGACGGACCCAAUGGCGUGCGGGGCACCCGCUUUUUCAACGGCGUUCCUGCCGCCUGCUUUCCGUGCGCCACCGCGCUCGGGGCCACCUGGGACACGGAGCUUCUGCACCAAGUCGGACGGCUUAUGGGCGAGGAGGCUAUUGCCAAAGGAUCGCACAUCAUUCUUGGGCCGACCAUCAACAUCCAGCGCUCCCCGCUGGGCGGUCGCGGCUUUGAGUCCUACGCCGAGGAUGGAGUCCUGUCGGGGACGCUGGCGGGCCACUACUGUCGGGGUGUACAGGAGAAGGGAGUCGCGGCGACGCUGAAGCACUUUGUCUGCAAUGACCAGGAGCAUGAGCGUCUGGCGGUCGACACGAUCAUCACGGACCGCGCCUUGCGGGAGAUCUACCUCCUGCCCUUCCAGUUGGCUAUGCGUAUCUGUCAGCCCGCUUGUGUCAUGACUGCAUACAACAAGGUCAAUGGAACACAUGUGAGCGAGAACAAGAAGAUCAUCACAGAUAUCUUGCGAGAGGAGUGGGGGUGGGAUGGCUUGGUGAUGAGCGAUUGGUUUGGAACCUAUAGCACCUCUGACGCGAUCAAUGCGGGCUUAGAUCUGGAGAUGCCGGGCAAGACACGCUGGCGUGGAACGGCCCUGGCACACGCCAUCUCCUCCAACAAAGUCGCCGAGUUCGUCAUGGAUGAGCGCGUACGCAAUGUGCUCAACCUGGUCAACUGGGUUGAACCGCUCGGGAUCCCCGAGCACGCCGAGGAGAAGGCUUUGAACCGCCCGGAGGACCAGGCGCUACUCCGACGGGCAGCGUCGGAGUCGGUGGUGCUCAUGAAGAACGAGGAGAACAUUCUGCCUCUGAAGAAGGAGAAGUCGAUUCUCGUGAUCGGGCCCAAUGCUAAAUUCGCGGCCUACUGCGGAGGCGGCUCGGCCUCGUUGGACUCCUACUACACGGUGACUCCAUUUGAGGGCGUUUCUGCCAAGAGCCAGGGCCCCGUGGCAUUCGCCCAGGGCGUCUACUCCCACAAGGAGCUGCCCCUGCUGGGUCCGUUACUCAAGACCGAAGAUGGCAAGACGGGCUUCAAGUUCCGGGUCUACAACGAGCCCGCCUCCGAGUCCAACCGCACGCUGGUCGACGAGCUGCACCUGGUCUCCUCCAGUGGCUUCCUGAUGGACUACGUCAACCCCAAGAUCAAAUCGUUUACAUUCUACGUGGACAUGGAAGGCUACUUCACCCCGGAGGAGGACGGCGUCUACGACUUUGGCGUGACCGUGGUCGGGACGGGCAAGCUCUACGUUGACGGCGAGGUCGUCGUCGACAACACCCAGAACCAGCGGCAGGGCACCGCCUUCUUCGGCAACGCCACCGUGGAAGAACGGGGCUCCAAGGCGCUCAAAGCCGGACAGACCUACCGCAUCCUCCUCGAGUUCGGCAGCGCGCCCACCUCCGAUCUGGACAUGCGCGGCGUCGUGAUCUUCGGGCCCGGCGGAUUCCGCUUCGGCGCCUGCCGCCAGAUCACCCAGGAGGAGCUCAUCUCGCAGGCGGUGCGCCUCGCCGCGAGCGCCGAGCAGGUCGUCAUCUUCGCCGGCCUGACCAGCGAGUGGGAGACCGAAGGCCACGACCGCGACCACAUGGACCUGCCGCCCGGCAGCGACGAGAUGAUCUCGCGUGUGGUCGACGCCCACCCCAACGCCGUCGUCGUCCUCCAGAGCGGCACCCCGGUCACCAUGCCGUGGGUGCACAAGACCAAGGGCCUCCUGCACGCCUGGUUCGGCGGCAACGAGUGCGGCAACGGCAUCGCCGACGUGCUGUACGGCGACGUCAACCCCGCCGCCAAGCUGCCCGUCUCCUUCCCCGUCCGCCUGCAGGACAACCCCAGCUACCUCAACUUCCGCUCCGAGCGCGGCCGCGUGCUGUACGGCGAGGACGUCUACGUCGGCUACCGCUACUACGAGAAGCUCGACCUCCCCCCGUUGUUCCCCUUCGGCCACGGCCUGUCCUACACCACCUUCGACCGCCAGAACCUGCGCGUCACCACCGUUCCCGAGCAGCUGGCCUGCACCGCCGACGCCGCGCCCGAGCCCGUCUCCGUGACUGUCAGUGUCACCAACACCGGCCCCCUGCCCGGCGCCGAGAUCGUGCAGCUGUGGGUCCGCCCGCCCCCGACCGGGGUCAACCGGCCCAAGCGCGAGCUGAAGGGCUUCACUAAGGUGAUGCUGCAGCCGGGGGAGACCCGGGCGGUCGAGAUCGCGGUCGAGAAGAAGUUGGCUACGAGCUGGUGGGACGAGCAGCGGGGGAAGUGGGCGUCGGAGAGCGGGGUGUAUGAGGUGCAGGUGACGGGGACGGGUGAGGGGGUGUUGAAGGGCGAGUUUACGGUGGAAAAGACGCGGUACUGGUUGGGUUUGUAA
Molecule: messenger RNA, 2526 nt
Organism: Aspergillus saccharolyticus JOP 1030-1
Lineage: Eukaryota; Fungi; Ascomycota; Eurotiomycetes; Eurotiales; Aspergillaceae
Product: beta-glucosidase H
Exons: 3
Coding region: 1-2526 (841 amino acids)
Biological process (GO): glucan catabolic process
Molecular function (GO): beta-glucosidase activity
Source: RefSeq, a predicted model, not a curated record